Messenger RNA from Sphaerodactylus townsendi, 2059 nucleotides. RefSeq names its product G protein-coupled receptor 89B (gene GPR89B). The record is from RefSeq and is a predicted model, not a curated record. NCBI's taxonomy places the organism in Eukaryota, Metazoa, Chordata, Lepidosauria, Squamata, Sphaerodactylidae. Bases 252 to 1619 code for a protein of 455 amino acids. The transcript is spliced from 14 exons. Gene Ontology annotation, cellular component: Golgi cisterna membrane. Gene Ontology annotation, molecular function: voltage-gated monoatomic anion channel activity. Gene Ontology annotation, biological process: intracellular pH reduction.
AAGCGACAUCACCGGAAGUUCUGGCUCUGCGUCAAAUUAGUGCUUUUCUACCUGUCAGAGUUCCGUUUUGAAUCUUCCGCUACUUCCCAGAUCCGACCACAGCCCCGCCUCCUGCAGCGCUGCAGCGGUAAUAAGGCGACAAAAGGGAGGCGGGGCUCAGCUGUUUUGAGUGACACCUGUGCAGGGAAGCGGCAGGGGCGAGUGGGAAGAGGAUAAGGCGACUCUUCCCUGCCCCUCCCCUUUCUUUCGCCAUGAGCUUCCUGAUCGACUCCAGCAUCAUGGUGGUAUCUCAGGUGCUGUUCUUUGGAUUUGGAUGGCUCUUCUUCAUGCGGCAGCUUUUUAAAGACUAUGAGGUGCGACAGUAUGUGGUGCAGGUUAUUUUCUCUGUCACAUUUGCUUUUUCUUGCACCAUGUUUGAAUUAAUCAUUUUUGAGAUUCUAGGUGUCCUAAACAGUAGCUCCCGGUAUUUUCACUGGAAACUGAACUUGUGUGUGAUUCUGCUUGUUCUAGUAUUCAUGGUGCCCUUUUACAUUGGCUACUUCGUUGUGAGCAACAUUCGACUAUUGCACAGACAAAGACUGCUUUUUGCCUGUGUUGUUUGGUUAACAUUCAUGUAUUUCUUCUGGAAACUUGGAGACCCAUUUCCUAUCCUCAGUCCAAAGCAUGGAAUUCUGUCUAUAGAGCAGCUCAUCAGUCGGGUGGGAGUAAUUGGGGUGACCCUUAUGGCUCUGCUGUCUGGAUUUGGUGCGGUCAAUUGCCCAUACACUUAUAUGUCUUACUUUCUCAGGAAUGUAACAGAUGCAGAUAUUCUAGCUUUGGAGCGUCGCCUCCUUCAAACGAUGGAUAUGAUCAUCAGCAAAAAGAAAAGGAUAGCCAUGGUUCACAGAAACAUGUUCCAGAGAGGAGAAGUACAGAACAAGCCCACUGGCUUCUGGGGCAUGAUAAAAAGUGUUGCCACCUCUUCCCCAGGCAGCGAAAAUCUGACACUUAUCCAGCAAGAAGUAGAUGCUCUGGAGGAGCUGAGUCGGCAGCUUUUCCUAGAAACGGCUGACCUACAUGCUACCAAGGAAAGAAUAGAAUACUCCAAAACAUUCCAAGGAAAAUAUUUUAACUUCCUGGGCUAUUUUUUCUCCAUCUAUUGUGUUUGGAAAAUUUUUAUGGCAACAAUCAAUAUUGUAUUUGACCGAGUUGGAAAAACUGAUCCAGUCACAAGAGGAAUUGAGAUCACUGUAAAUUAUUUGGGAAUCCAGUUUGAUGUAAAAUUCUGGUCCCAACAUAUUUCCUUUAUCCUUGUGGGAAUAAUUAUAGUCACCUCUAUCAGGGGUUUAUUGAUAACACUCACAAAGUUUUUUUAUGCUAUCUCCAGCAGCAAGUCCUCCAAUGUCAUAGUUCUGUUACUGGCUCAGAUUAUGGGGAUGUAUUUCGUAUCAUCAGUACUUCUGAUUCGGAUGAGCAUGCCUCUAGAGUAUCGCACUAUAAUCACUGAAGUUCUAGGGGAACUACAGUUUAACUUUUACCACCGCUGGUUUGAUGUUAUAUUUCUUGUCAGUGCUCUUUCCAGCAUUCUCUUCCUCUACCUGGCUCACAAGCAGGCUCCCGAGAAGCAUAUGGCACUCUAAGUCCACCAUGAUUCCCCACGGUAGAUAAAAACAGUGCCCUUGGCGGCUCUUUCCUGCAGCAGCUCUUUCUCUGACCAACGACCAGCUGUUUGGUUCAGCUUGGGCUGAGAGUGGCGAGAAAUACUCAUGAACCCCAAAAUACUUGAUUCAGGCUUUGGGACAUGCUUGAGAUGGAAUACUUCAUAAAAGAGCGUCUGAGGAAAUUUGAGGUGAUAGUUCUGUGAAAAGAGGAUUGAUGCACUUCAGUGAGAAAGAUGACUGGCAAAAUGUCUGUCUAAUAGUACAAUCCUAUACAGAGUUGCUCCAGUUAAAGGCCAAUCAAAUCAGUGAGUCCAGACUAGAGUAACUGCACAUGGGAUUGUGUGGCAUGUGUUGUAAUCCUGGAAAACAGAGAUGCUGAAAUGAAACCUUCCAAUAAACUAAGUUUUGUAAUAAUUUAA